Messenger RNA from Sphaerodactylus townsendi, 6673 nucleotides. RefSeq names its product BCL9 like (gene BCL9L). The record is from RefSeq and is a predicted model, not a curated record. Lineage: Eukaryota; Metazoa; Chordata; Lepidosauria; Squamata; Sphaerodactylidae. Gene Ontology annotation, biological process: positive regulation of transcription by RNA polymerase II; negative regulation of transforming growth factor beta receptor signaling pathway; canonical Wnt signaling pathway. Gene Ontology annotation, molecular function: transcription coactivator activity; beta-catenin binding. Gene Ontology annotation, cellular component: beta-catenin-TCF complex.
UCACAGGUCUCGCUCCCAGGCCUGGCUUCUGGAAAUGCUGCGGGGCUGCGUCCGUCCUGCUGAGCACAGACUCAGCUCCACCAGACAAGUGGGCAGCUGGCGUGUGCCUGGGCUUCUCUUUUCUCCCGCUGUCCCCAGGUCCAGCUGUGGAGCAGGCCCACUGUUUGCCAUCAGGCAUGACUUGGGUGUUUGGACAGCCGUCUGGCAUGGUUCCCAUUUCCCCACAAAAAGGGGGCAGCCCAAGAGGCUUUGGCCAGGGGGCAUUUGAAUGUCCAUCUCCCAGCCCCCCCCCCCCCCAACCACCACACUGGAAGGAGGCAGGGUGCAGAACAUCAGGAGACAUCUUGCCUGAUGCAGGGGUGGGGGGUGGGGGGGGCUGCUCUGCUUGAAGGAGGUGCUGCCAGAGGGCCAGGGUUCCUGGGUGCUGCGGCCUGGGAGGGGGGAUUGUGACCUCCUGCUUGUGGGUCAGGCUGGGCUGUGCCGUGUGCCCAGUGCAGUGAGCUUAAGUGAACUCAGCCAGGGCUUGGGCCCUUUCCUUAGCCUUCCAAAGCCAGCUCUUCUUGCCCAAAGCAGCCACUGCCAUGCCCGGAGUGGAGCACCGCCCCCCCCCCUCUAAAACCCAAUGCUGGCCUGGCAGAGAAGUGUUGCCAAUCCACCCUCCCACCUGGAUUCCCUCCUGCCCUCCCCCCACCCAAAAACCCACCUCAGGGCGUAAAGCACCAGUGUGACCCCAGAGUGGGGGGGGGGGGAGAAGGUGGGCUGCCAGGAAAACUGCCACCAGCCCCGCCCGGUCCCCUGCCCAUAUUUUCUCAGUGCCUGUCAUCACUGCCAUUUGAAAUGGGCUUUUCAUCCAGCCUGUCAUAAUCCACACCUUCCUCAACAGACUAAGACCGCAGCAGCAUAAUUGACUAUUACCCCCCUCCUCCAUUUCCUGCCCCUACAUCCAGGCACUGCGUGGCACUAGGGCAACCCGGUGGGUCAGCACUCGUGCCUUGCCCUUCCUCCAAAGAGCUCUAGGAGACAGUGCGAUUCCACCCUCCUUUGCUGUACCUUCCCCACGCUCUUUCAAGGUGGGGGGCCCAGGUCACCAGAGACGUUUGAAGCCAAGUUGGGAUUCAAGGCCGCCCCAUCUUCAUCUGAUAUUUGGUCUGUGUUGGUGCAGGAGGGGUCCGUCCUCCGUCUCCAGGGCACGGCAGCCAUGUGGACCAGGCUCCGGGGCGGCUGUGAGGCAGAUCUUUCUCGCCCUGUAGGAAGGGCCAGAGCCUUCACACUUGUCUCUCAAGUCAUAUAGGAGUGCCUCUAAAGCCACCUCGCGCCCUUUUGGAGCCUUUGAAUAGACGGCUCUGGGCGGACGGGGGUCGGUGGGGGGGGUCUGUCUGUCUGUCAGCCUUCCUGCAUGUGGAUGUCUCCCGAUCCCCCUGUCCUGUGGAGUGCUGUGUGAGCAUCUCCAUUUGCACUGGUUCCUGCCGGCACAGCUGGGCCUGCCUGCCUUGCUGCCGACGCUUCUGCACUGAUCUCUGGCUCGGCUGCCAUCUCCCAGGUGGGAACAGAGUGAUCUGGACCCUUCAGGAAAGGGCUCCAGAUGUCCCACCCAGUAGCUGUGGAGAGAGAAUUCCCUUUCUUCCCAGCGUGUGCUGAGUUCGCCUUCGCAAAAGGGCUGGCAAAUCUAGCGGUGCUGGAUUCGCUGCGGGUGAAGGAGAACCUCAUUGCUCCUGGCUGGAAGCCAUCCCCCCGGCUGACCCUCUCUCUUUUUUUCCCCUGCCACAGGAAGACACCACAGAGACUUGGAGCUUCUUGCCGUCCCAGCCAAUCAAAUGCACCCGGACAGUAAACUGGCCAAUCAUGGGAAGACCGGCGGCAGCAGCAGCGCCCAGGGCCAGCACCACCAUGUGAGCCAAGGCCCCGCCUGCAACCUGGGUGCGAAGGGCGGAGGGGCAGGGAGCCAUGGGGGCCAAGUGGGCCAGCCCCCUCCGGGCAACGCGGGACUGAAACCCACCCCAGCUCCCAUCCCCCUUUUCGGGGCCUUGAAGGGCAAAGUGAAGCGAGAGCGGAGCGUUUCGGUGGACUCGGGAGAGCAGCGAGAAACCCGUGCGGUCUCGCUGGACAAGGAGCUGAAAGGCGAAGUGGCUCCCCGAAGCAAGCGGCGCUGUGUGCUGGAGAGAAAGCAGCCCUACAGCGGGGACGAGUGGUGCUCCGGGCCUGACAGUGAGGACGAUGAAAAGGCACUCGGCGGCUCCCACAGUUGUCAUGUCGCAGAGUCGGUGAUGACUGCAGCCUCGCAGCUGGGCACAGGAUCCAAUCCGCUGCCAGCCCUGAAUGAGAGUAAUGCAUCUGGCACGCCCCAUAGUGCGGCCCCGGGCCUGCGGUCCGAGGCCGGGAGUGGUAGCGGGAAGCCGUCACUGCCGUUUGUCUACGUCUUCACCACGCACCUGGCCAAUACGGCUGCAGAGGCUGUGCUUCAGGGCCGAGCAGACUCCAUUCUUGGCUACCACCAGCAGCACGUGCCCCGGGCCAAGCUGGACAAGGUCCCAGCCUCCAAGAUGCCAGCAGUUGCUGAGAUGCUGCCAAUGAACCCGUCUCCCGCCAGCACCCCACAGUCUCAGGCCGCCAUGCCGCCAAGCAGCCAAGCCCAGGGCCAGCCGCCGCCGCCACCGCCUCCUCCUCCUCCUGUGCCGCCUUCCCAGCCGCCAGCUCCCACCACACUGGGUCUUGGCCCGGGCCCUCUGCCUCCCGCAAGUGCCCUGCCUCCAGAAGGAGCUGCUGAUGACGCCCACCGGGACCUCACUCCCAACUCAGUGGGUAACGGCGGCGGCAGCACGGCCCCCGGCAGCACCCAUCCCAAUACCCCCCCGGCCCCCGGCUCCCUGCCCACCAAUGCUGCAGACGGCCUGCUUGGGGAAGGAGUUGCAGCCAGGCCCCCCUCCGCAGGGAACGGCCCCCGCCACCCGCUGAACACGGAAGGCCUCUCGAAGGAGCAGCUGGAGCACCGGGAGCGCUCGCUGCAGACUCUGCGGGACAUUGAACGCCUGCUCCUGCGCAGCAGCGAGGCGGAGCCUUUCCUGAAGGGCGCCCCGGGGCCGAACGAAGGGGGCAUUCUCUCUGGCCCGGCCCCCCCGCCCCAGCCGCCGGCCCCCCCGCCCGGCUCCGGCAUGAAGAAGUACGAAGAGCCCCUGCAGUCCAUGAUCUCGCAGACCCAGAGCCUGGGGGGCCCCGGCUUGGAGCAAGAGGGGCCCGUGCCCCCGGGGGUCGACAUGGGCCAGCAGAUGAGCAUGAUGAUGCAGCGGCUGGGCCAGGACAGCCUGACCCCAGAGCAGGUGGCCUGGCGCAAGCUGCAGGAGGAGUACUAUGAGGAGAAGCGCCGCAAGGAGGAGCAGGUCGGCAUGCAUGGGGGCCGGCCCCUGCAGGAGAUGAUGCUGCCGCAGCCCAUGACUGGCAUGAUGCUGCGUGGGCCUCCGCCCCCCUACCACAGCAAGACCGGGGAGCAGUGGCUGCUGCGGGGCGUGCACAUGGACAUGCAGGACUCCGUGCAGAUACGGCCCCCCUUUGCCGGGCCACGUUUCCCCGGCAACCAGAUGCAGAGGGGCUUUGGGGGGAUGCAGAACGUGCCCCCCCUCGAGCCUCUGGGCCCCAUGAGCACCAUGCAGCGCCCAGUGAGGCCCGGGAUGGCCUGGAACGAGGAAAUGCCCAUGAGCGGCCCUGGGAACUUUGCCCCUGGGAACCUGCCCUACCCCCCGGGGCAGGCUGAGGCCGAGCGCUUCCUGACGCCCCGGGCCCGGGAGGAGAUGCUGCGGCAGCAGCUGCUGGAGAAGCGGCAGGGCGGUCUGCAGCGGCCACUCGGCAUGGAGAUGGAGCGCAUGAUCCAGGCCCACCGGCAGGUGGACCCCGCCCUCUUUGCUGGCGAGGCGCUGGCCCUGGAGUUUGGAGGCGCCCGAGCAGUGCUGAGCCCCCCGCUUCGGGACAUGGAGCCCACCUUGGGCCCCGGCAACCUCAACAUGAACAUGAACGUCAACAUGAACAUGAACUUAAAUGUGCAGAUGGCACCGCAGCAGCAGCAGCAGCAGCAGAUGCUGAUGACUCAGAAGCUGCGUGGCCCGGAGCUGGUGCCCUCCGAGGACGUGGCCCGGGCACGUGCCCCCAGUGGCAACGGAGCCAUGAUGAAUUCACAAAGAUGCUGAUGGGCCUUCGCCCUUCUCUGGUCAUAAGUAGCAGCAGUAGGCCUAUUCUCUGGCUACAGGGCCCGUAUUCCGCCGGCCAUACAGCAGGAGAUGGGAGGUAUUAGAGAUGUUUGGGACCGUGGGCACACCACCCGGCUCAGCCACGUCCCCCUGCCCCCAGCCCCCCACGCCCCGUCAGCAAACAUGCCUCAAGCCCCCGCCCGGGGCCUCGGCCGCCGCCCUUCAGACCUGGCCCUCAACAUGGGACAGAUGAACUCUCCCAGCAUGGGCCGCCUCAAAUCCCCGACGCUCAGCCAAGUUCAUUCUCCCCUGGGCACCUCUCCGUCUGCCAACCUGAAGUCCCCCCAGACGCCCUCUGCCAUGGCCAGCCUGCCAGCUGCCAGCGCCGCCCCAAGCGGGCCUCUGAAGUCCCCCCAAGUGCUUAGCUCAGUCCUCAGCGUCUGCUCUCCGACCAGUUCUCCCGGCCACCUCAAAUCCCCGCCGAUAGCUGCGUCCUCUCCAGGUUGGGUGCCGUCCCCCAAGAACGCCCUCUCCAGCCCUGGCAUCGGCCAGAGCAAGCCGGCCAUCGGACUGAGCAACUCCGCGCCCCUCGGCAGCCUCGAGCAAGAUCCACCCCCGUCCCAGAACCCCUUGUCACUCAUGAUGAGCCAGAUGUCCAAGUACGCCAUGCCCAGCUCCACCCCCCUCUACCACAACGCCAUCAAGACCAUCGCCACCUCCGAUGACGAAAUGAUGCCAGAUCGGCCCAUGCUGCCACCGGGAGUCAUGCCAGGUGUGGGAAGCGGCCAGCCCGGCCAGCUGCACGUGAACUCUGUGGGGGUCCCUCCGGCUCAGAGCCCCAUGGCCGUCGGUCUCCCUGGACAGCAGCCGCUCUCUCAUGAGCCUCCGACGCCCAACAUGUCCUCCCCGAGCCCGCUGGGCUCCAACAUGCCCAUGCACAGCAGCGCCCCACCCCAGGGCCCCGUGAUGCUGCCUCCUGGGGCCCAGGACUCACUCAAUCAGCCGUGUGGCCCCCCGGGCCAACUGGUGUUCCCCACCCGCCUCCAGCAACCUCCCACCAACGGCGGCGGCCUGCCCGGGCCUGGGGGCCCAGGGGUGCCGCAGCAGCACUACGCGCCUGGCAUGGGCCUGCCCCCGGAGGAACUGCCCCUGCCGCAGCCCAGCUCCAUGGUUCCGCCGCAGCGCCUGCCCGGGAGGCUGCCCGAGCCCUACCCCCCCGUGCUCCCCGGCGUAUUUCGGUCUCUGAACGCAUCUGGAGUUGAGCGACGCUAUCCGGCCCACUUCCACCGGUGCAUCCUGAAGUUUCGAAUUUUGUCAAGCAGACAUCCCGCCGGAGUAGCUCCAGCAGCACGUCGCUGUGCAUUUCCCCGGCUACGGGCGCGCCCCCCGAAGGUGCAGCCCCCCUCCAACCUCCAUCUGAUGAACUUGCAGAACAUGAUGGUGGAGCAGGCUCCGGCCAGGGCUGGCCCGCAGGGCAUGCCACGCUCCAUGGCCAUGUGCCAGCCCGGACAGGUGCCCCUGCUGGGCAGGACAGGCCUGGCCCCUCAGCAAGCCAUGAUGGGCAACAGCCUACCCCAGGGCCUCCUACUGCCCCAGCAGAACCUGCAGAUGGCCCAGCAGAACUUCUUGCUGAUGCAGGCCAAGCAGCGCAGCAUGUCUGUGUCAGGCGAGAUGUAUGCCCCGCCGGGCCACCUGCUCUCCCCGCAGGGCUCCCUCGUGGGCCCUCCCCCCCAGCAGAACCUCAUGGCCUCCCACCCCAUGCGCCAGCGCAGCGUGUCCCUGGACGGCCAGAUGGCCUACGGCCCCGGAACUGGCAGCAUGGCUAACCUGCCCUUCUGAGGAUGCUGGUGGGCCCGGAUGCCGGCCCAAGGUGGGGGCCUCAGCACAGAGUGGGCGUUGAGUCUUUCCAGCGUGUGUGUUCUUCCUUCCUUCCUUCCUUUCGUUCUCCUUUUUGUGAAAAGAAGCAACCAAAAUGGGCAAGAGGGAUGGGGGAGGCUGUAAAUAGGUGGGGGGAAGCGACCGCAAAGCGUUGCUGGUUUGAAAUUGUUGUAUUUCUGUGUUUUAAUAGAAGCCUCGAAGCCCGUUUUGAAUGAAACAAACAAAAAAACUGACCCAAACCUGGCUCAUUGUGGACUCAACAGGUGGGCCUUUGCCGCCCCCACCACCACCUCCCCCCCCCCCCGGCUUGCUGAGGCUGCAAGCAACUCCCCUCCCCUCCGCUCGGGGCCACCAAGCCGUGCUCCAGAAUAUGUCCCUUGGGUUGGAUCUGUCAGAGUUCACUUUGCCCCGCAGGUCUUGGGGGGAGAGGCAGAGAAUGCUCUGGGCCCCCUCGGCAGAGGGGCUGUGCGUGGAUCAGGACUCUGGAGUUCGCCCCACCCUCCUCCUUCCCCAACCUUUCAAGUCUCUUCAGAGCCAGUGUGGUGGACUCUCGUCUGGAAAACCGUGUUUGAUUUCCUGCUCUUCCACAUGAGCAGCAAAGAGUGAACUGGAUGUUUCCC